AAUUUCUCUCCACGCCAGACUAUUCUAUAACUCACCUCUAUUGGCAAAUGGUAUGGUAAAAACGAGACAAAACGAAGUUGUGCUGUCAAAAUGGCUGCUACCUUGAAAAACAGCGAUAAUGAUAUGCAAGUGACGUUUGAAGACCAAGAGAAGAUCAACAAGUUUGCACGACACAAUGCUAAGCUUCAAGACCUGAAGGAUGAACUCACUGCGAAAAAGAAAGAUUUGCAAAACUUGGAAGAUGCAUCUGACGAAUUACUGCUGUUAGAAGAUGAGAAUACAAUACCAUACCAGAUAGGUGAGGUGUUUGUAAGCUUGAGUCCGGACGAGACCUCCAACAUGUUGGAUGCGGCCAAAGUGAACACACAGAAGGACAUUGAGGCCAUAGAGAAACACUGUGAUGGACAUAAACAAAUUCUGUCUGAACUCAAAGUUCAGCUGUACGCUAAGUUUGGCAAUAACAUCAAUCUAGAAGCUGAGGAAGAGUAGAGCAGAAGCCUGUUACCUGACCAGAAAUGAGACUGGAUUUGGUCACUUGGGUGAACCUGAUACCCAACUUGAGGAUAGAGUACAUGUAUCGCAGGAAAUCACUGGAAUAGUACAAGUUUGAGAACUCGUAUCAGCUCUAAUGAGGUGCUGCUUUUACUCUGCACGGACCUGUAACUCAUAUUACCCUGUAGUUGUCUUACCGGACAACUCUCACAUCAUUAAUAAAUUAGAGAAUGUUCA
This is a messenger RNA of Liolophura sinensis, 729 nucleotides long. Its product is annotated as prefoldin subunit 4-like. Gene Ontology annotation, cellular component: prefoldin complex; cytoplasm. Bases 91 to 489 code for a protein of 132 amino acids. Lineage: Eukaryota; Metazoa; Mollusca; Polyplacophora; Chitonida; Chitonidae. The record is from RefSeq and is a predicted model, not a curated record. Gene Ontology annotation, biological process: protein folding. The transcript is spliced from 4 exons.